Nothoprocta perdicaria is the source of this 2352-nucleotide messenger RNA. RefSeq names its product family with sequence similarity 171 member A2 (gene FAM171A2). The transcript is spliced from 8 exons. The record is from RefSeq and is a predicted model, not a curated record. NCBI's taxonomy places the organism in Eukaryota, Metazoa, Chordata, Aves, Tinamiformes, Tinamidae. Bases 1 to 2352 code for a protein of 783 amino acids.
AUGCUGGCACCAUCGCAAGGUGUUGGCCGCGCUGUGUGCCCGUGUCCCCGCGGCGGGCGCGCGGUGCGGUGCCGUGUCCCCGCAGCCAGGCCGGGCACUGCGCAGCGGUGCCGGUGCCGGUGCCGGUGCCGACGCCGUGUCCCCGCUCCCGCAGAGGUGCUGCUCAAGGUGCAGGUGUACGAGAGCGGCGCGCUGGCCCCGCUGGCCCAGGCCACCCUCGAGGUCUUUGGCAACCGCAGCUCCCUGGCCACCGGCACCACCGACCAUGAGGGCGCCGGCGUCGUGCCCGUCACCUACCGCCUGGGCACCUGGGUGCUCGUCACGGCCGCCCGCCGCGGCUACGUCACCGCCUCCGUGCCCUGGCGCGUCACCAAGCUGCCGCUUUACGCCUCCGUCAGCCUCUACCUGCUCCCCGAGCGCCCGGCCACCCUCAUCCUCUACGAGGACCUGGUGCAGAUCCUGCUGGGCUCCCCAGGAGCCCGCGGGCAGCCCUGGGUGCAGUUCCAGCGCAAGGCGGCGCGCCUGCCCCGCAGCUCCACGUACAGCCAGCUCGCCGCCUCGCUGACGGCCGCCACGGCCGACGCCGACCUGCGCGCCUUCCCCUGCUUCCUGGGCGCCGAGCGCAACGGCAGCGCCAACGCCUCGUGGCUGGAGCUGGCGCCCGUCGCCGCCGUCAGUGUGCACCUCUUCACGGGCAACGGCACCGAGGUGCAGCUCUCGGGCCCCGUCCACCUCUCCAUCCCGCUGCCCCCCGACAGCGGCGCCAUGGUGGCCACCAGCGUGCCGGCGUGGCGCUUCGACGGCAAGAGCGGCUUGUGGGUCCGCAACGGGACGGGCUUGAUCCGCAAGGAGGGGCGGCAGCUCUACUGGACCUUCGUCUCCCCCCAGCUGGGCUACUGGGCAGCGGCUCUGCCCUCUGCCAACACAGGGCUGGUGGCGAUGGCUGCGGGCAUGAAGGACAUCACCACGUACCACACCAUCUUCCUGCUCACCAUCCUGGGCGCCCUGGCCCUGCUCGUCCUCAUCCUGCUCUGCCUGCUCAUCUACUACUGCAGGAGGAGGUGUCUGAAGCCCCGGCAGCAGCACCGCAAGCUGCAGGUCUCAGGCACCCUGGACGCCUCCAAGAAGGACCAGGCCACGUCCAUGUCGCAGAUCAACCUCAUCUGCAGCAGCCACCUGGAGACGGCGUCGUCCGGCGGCGACACGGACGUGCACACGCCCAUGCUCAAGUCGGCCUUCUCGGCCUCGCGCGAGUUCGAGAGCUCCCGCGACGAGUUCUUCAAGCAGGUGUCAGCGCCCAAGAUGCGCGGCGUCCCCAAGACGCCCACGGACACCCUGAGCCACCGCGGCGGCGCCCCCAAGGAGGACUACGGGCGCCCGGGCGAGCCCUUYGGCCUCAAGGCCACGCGCUCCGUGGACGGCCCAGGGCCGGGCGAGCCGCCCUUGCUGGACGACUACAAGCGGAGCUACCCGCACCAGCGYGUGGAGGAGCGCGGCGCGGCCGCCCGCAAGCACCCGCGGCCCGAGGGCUCCUACGCGCAGGAGCCGCCCUCGCCGCCGCCGCUGCCUCCCCCCUUCGAGCACUACGGGGGGCCCAAAGGGGAGCCCAAGGCGGCCGAGUUCCUGCUCUCGCAGUCGGUGGAGCAGCUGGCGCGGCCCACAUCGCUGAGCCAGCCCGGGCAGCUCAUCUUCUGCGGCGCCAUCGACCACGUCAAGGAGGACGUCUACAGGAACGUCAUGCCCACCCUGGUCAUCCCGGCGCACUACAUGCGCCUGGCGGCCGACUACGGCGCGGGUGAGGCGCCGGCCGGCGCGGGGCCGCCCGAGGGGCCGCCCGAGCUGGAGGGCCCGCCGGGGCCCAACGCGGCGCCCGUCUUCGGGGCGCCCGAGCCGCAGCGGCCACUGCUGCCGCCGGCCUUCCCGCUGGCACCGCAGGCGUUCGGCGCGGGCGAGGAGGGCGAGGGGGCCGGCUGGGGCCCGCACGGCGCCUCGGUCAGCGGCUCCGUCACCAUCCCCGUGCUCUUCAACGAGUCCACCAUGGCGCAGCUCAACGGCGAGCUGCAGGCGCUCACCGAGAAGAAGCUGCUGGAGCUGGGCGUCAAGCCGCACCCGCGCGCCUGGUUCGUGUCCCUCGACGGGCGCUCCUCGCAGGUGCGCCACUCCUACAUCGACCUGCAGGGCGGGGACAGGAGCCACGGCGGCCCCGACGGCGCCGGCGACGCCAAGCCGCGGCGGCGGCCCAAGGAGGACCCCGAGGACGACAUGACCGAGCCCGGCGACGAGCCCGGCGACCGCAAAAGCCCCUGGCAGAAGCGGGAGGAGCGGCCGCUCAUGGUCUUCAACGUGAAGUAA